Molecule: messenger RNA, 5383 nt
Organism: Gordionus sp. m RMFG-2023
Lineage: Eukaryota; Metazoa; Nematomorpha; Gordioida; Chordodea; Parachordodidae
Product: protein PF3D7_1417600-like
Exons: 7
Coding region: 843-4958 (1371 amino acids)
Biological process (GO): regulation of DNA-templated transcription
Cellular component (GO): nucleus
Source: RefSeq, a predicted model, not a curated record
CUUAAAAAAAUAAUAUAAAUAAUAGUUAAUUUAGAUUAUAUUAAUAUUUUUUUUUUAUUAAAAUUAAAAUAUUUGGAGGGAGAGGGGGGUGUGCUAGCCAUUCAUAUAAAGUAAAAAAAAAAUUAUGACCGGUAAAAAAAAAUGAUCAAAAAAAAAUUUAUUUUUUAAAAAAUUAUGAUGUCAAUAAAAAAAAAAAAUUAAAAUCUUAAAAUAAAUAAAAGGGGUUAAAAUUCAAUUUCUAUUUCUAGGAAAAAAAGUUUAUUCAAAAGAAGCAAUUCUCUUCAAUCAAGUUUUCUAAAUCCCUUUAUUAUUCCUUGAAGAAUCAACAUAUUAUAAAAUCAGAACCAUGAGAAUCAGAGUUUAUAACCGGAGGACUAAUGUAGGACUUGGAGAAAGAAUCUAGAACCCUUUUUAAAAUACCACAACCGGUCUUAUCAAAAGUGCAACUACCUGGAACCGCGACACAUCUUGGAGCACUGAACUUCUUUUUCAUUUUUUUGGAACCAUUAGAAAAAAUGUUCUCAAAUAUCAUUUUAGGUCUAAGUUUCCAACACAUAGUUCUACAAAGCUACCCCCCCCCCCCCCACCAGCCCUUAUAGCGUCUUAGCCAGGAUGUCCCUUUGUUGAACUGGUCCUAUGUAGUUUCCGAAACAUUCACUAAAGAGUUAUAAAUAUUACAAACUUGUUAUUAUAUCGUUUUUAUACCUCAGCAAGUCUAACAUCACAAAAGGGAAAUAAAUAUGAGCAUUCCAGAUUAAUUAGGAGGAAGAAGAAGAAAAGAAAAUGAUUACUCCCAGCAAGGUAUUCGUUGGAUUAAAGUUAAAUUACCUUUUAAAUCAACCAUGCUAAACACACAAUCGCAGCACCCAUUUCCUCCUUCAAAUCCGGAUUUGAUCAAUCAUUACAGAAAAUAUUUCAUAUCCAACGAAUAUUUUGACAAUCUUAUACUCAAAGCAUCUUACAUAACCCGUAAUAGCGAAUCUUAUCCGCGAUUUCCAGAUACGAAUAUUUGCUCUUCUCGAAAACAAAUUUUACCAAAUGAUUUUAAACUAAUCACCGAUGAAGAAAUCGAGAAGAACGCAGACGAUACCAACAAUAAAGAGACCAAUUUCCACGAUGCCUCGACGACUAGGGACCAAAUAGAGAAGGACAACGAUCAAACUUCGAAUGCGGGGGGAAUAAAUAAAGAGUCCUUUAAUUAUAUCAAGGAUUCUGGUGCUAAAAAAUAUAUAAAAGAAGAAUAUUUUGCUAAUGGCCAAUCAAAAAUUCACAAUAUACCCAUAAAUCAAUAUUCUGACGAUACUUACCAAGCUCACCCGGUGCCUUAUUUCCAGAUACCUCGCAAUGAAUUUUUAAUCCACGAAACAAAUCUUGAUACAUUUAACGAUCAAGACCCAUUUAUUCAAUUGCGACCCAAAUAUUUUCGUAAUGAUGAUGGUUCAAUAAAGGAAAUAUACAAAGCAGAAGAAAAUCUUUCGAACUAUGAUGCCAAAGAUACAAUCAUGAAAAAUUUAAAUGAUAAGGUGCAUAUCGUCACUGACACAACCGAACAGACGAUAAAGCAAACGAAAAUUAAAUCGUUAAAAAAAUUUAAAAAAGCAGAUAUUUAUCAACAAUUCCCGAAUGACGAAAACAAAGAUAAACCUUUUAUUAAUAAAUAUAAACCGGAAACCGAAGGUUUAUACAAACGACGUUUGGACUUGCCAGAUCACGAAAACCCCGCACUAUUUUUCAAACAUAAUACGACUCUCCAAUCCAUAAUCGAAAACCACUACAAUUUUAAUACCGAGGCUAAUGGCGAUUUAUCGACUACCAAAGAUUCUAAAAUUUUUCCUUAUAUACACCCUCCAAGCAAAUUAAAUGAAAACCCGUGCCCGAACACGCCGGAUACCUCGUACCAGCACUUCGCUAAAACGUACAAACGCGUGCAAUGUCCCAUUUGUCAAAAGACUUUUUGCGAUAAAGGAUCUCUCAAGAUUCAUCAUAGUGCUGUUCAUUUGCGGGAAAAACACAAAUGCACCGUGAAGGGUUGCGAGAUGAUGUUUAGUUCGCGCCGGAGUCGAAACAGGCACAGUGCGAACCCGAAUCCUAGACUUCACAUACCCGGCUACAGACAUCACCGGAGCGUGUGUAUGAAAGAUCUCGAUAACAUCUCCUGCCUUAAUAAUUAUAAUACAAAUACUAUGAAAACUGAUGACAGUGUUUUUGACAUUGAAAAUGAGCUUGACGACGGUGACGAUGGCAAAAUUAAGGAUCACAAUGAGAGUGGAAUCGAUUUUAUGUCUAAAUGUAGUAUGGCAGAUGUAAAGUACGCAAACGAUUUCCGAAUUGAAAAAAAGUCGGAUGAGGUUUUAUCGGUUUAUGUUCCAAAAAAUUUGUUAUCUCCCGACGGCACCUCCCAUCAAGCUUUAGAUCUUUCCAUGAAACCAUCAAAUGGGUUCAACUAUAAUGCAUCGAAGCAUGACUUUAAUUUUAAAAAGGAGUAUAAUAUGCUUUCAAAUAAUAAUAUGUAUCGCGGUUACUCCGACAUUGGGUCAAUUAGACGCAAUGAUUGUAUAAAUAAUUCCCUUUGUUUUCAACAGUCCUCAUUACCCAAUAAGGAUUGUCAAUUAACCGAUUCAUCCCAUAAAUCUACUAAUGACAUCGCUAUUCUGACAAAACCUCCCAAGAACAUGUGCACUUUAGUGAAUUCGAAAAGGGUUUGGAAUAAGAGAAAAACCUAUAUACCAUGUAAAAUUUAUCUUACUGAUUCUCAUAAAAAUCCUAUUGCUGAUAUAGUCAAAAAUGAGGUGGAUUACAAAAUAGACAAUCCUAACGGCCGUAUAUUUUCCCGGAAUCAUUCGCGGCACAAUAAAAUGAUAACGGCAAAUGACUUUUGUGAUGAUUCUUUGUACAAUAAUAAACAGAUUUUAUCUGCGAUUACAUCUCCAAAUAUUAUAUCCUCGAACGAUGUUGUCAGCACCGAACACAUAAUCGGCAAUAAAAAUAUCUAUCUGAAUCUUUACGAGCAAUGGAAAAGAUAUCAAGUGCAAGUUGAAAAUAAUAUUUGUGAUAAAUCAAAAAAUAACUGCAACAAUAAUAAUAAUAGUAAUACUGACAGAUUAUUAGAUACUACUACCAACCAAAUAACUUGCUCUGUAUCAUCGGUGGUAUCCGAAAAUCCGCUAUUGAAUAAAGUUAUAUCCAACAAUCAUGAUUUAGACCCACUAGAUUUAUCCUGCAAACAACUCAUUACAGAUAAUGUUAAAACUGAACCCGACGAAAUUCAAUUUAUCGCUCUCGAAUCAAAAUGUCAGAAUAGCUUAGCACCUUUUGCAGCAUCAAAUAAUCGGUACAAUAAUAAUAAUAACUUGGAAGACGGUAUAGAUAGUGACCAAAAAGACGAGUUGCUUGACUUAAGUGCCAGCAAAUUUAAAUGCUCUUUGAACGCGCCACGUGAUAAUAAUUCGAUUCGAUCCAUAGAUGUCCCCGAAUUAACUAAUAAAAGUGACUCUCAUUCCAGCAAUUCUUCAAUGCACCCAUACUCUAGCGAAGAAUCUUUAGGCGAUAUGGAUAAUCCAGAAAAUUAUAACCUCUCCGAACCGCCCUCGCCUACGAUACAUAACAAAAACGCUUUUUUAAAUUCGAUUCAUUCUUUUAUACCCUGGAUGUCUUAUUUUUUAAAUAAAAUGGCAUGCGAGAACUCCGAUCCAUAUUCGUUCCUAAAUUUUUCCUAUCUAAAUAACUCUAAUUUUAGACAGUUUAUAGCACAAAUGGCUAUGUAUUAUCCUAAAUUUUUGCAAAAUAAAAAGCUGGAAGCUCAGAUGAUGCAACAAACUAAUUUCAACCACUAUCUAGUUCCCCAAUCAUUGUUUUCCAGGAAUAAUCCCUAUAUGUAUAAUAACAACGAUAUGGCUGCUUAUCCUAAUUCUAAUUUUUUAUCCCACAAUCUCGCAUCACAGCAACCAAAUCAUAUAAAUCAAACUCCCUCCAACUAUAGAGUUAAAAUGGAGUCCUCCUCACUAUUUCGCAAAAAAAAACAUUUCGGAAAAGAUGGGAAAAUCCGCAUGCUUACCAAUCCAGACAAAACUAGAACCAAAAACCAAAUUAAAAAACUGAAAUUUUCGCUACCCGCUACUAAAAACAAACAUUUUCCGCACAAGAAUAAGCAUUUGAACCUAAACAUCGCAUACGGGAAAUGGCCAAUGAACAAUGCGGAAAUACCGGAAAAGAUUAUGACCAUCGCUUAUUCUCAAAAUGAUAAUCAACCUCCCCCUCAGAGCGAUCUAUCGUAUAGAUUAUCGCAUGAUGAUUUUCAAGACGAAACCAUGCCAUAUUCUUAUUCUAGCUCCUCGAACAAUUUGCAACAGCCAAAUCACCUCGAAUAUCACCAUUCUAAUGGUCACCAAAAUAAUGAUGAAACAUAUGACACAGAUGCAAAUUUUAGUAACUAUAAUGAGUCCGGCUUGGAAUCUGUGAGAGAUAACAUGCCCAUUUCUCUGGUCAAGCUCAAAGCUAACUCCACUAUCUUUGAGAAAAAACUGAAAUAUCGGACCAAACCUAUUAUCAAUAAUAAUUACAAAUAUUUUGCGAAUAACUACAACAGUGUUAUAACCGAUUUUGAUCUCACAAACAACAUUGAUACCAAAAAAAUUACUAUGAUUACCAAAGGGGGAAUUGGGAUUUAUAGCAGAAAAUCUCAAUCUCCAAACACCGAGGGAUUGGAGAUUCCGGCCGACCCCGAAAAUCCAAGGCUAUGUGUUUUGUGCGGAAAAAUUUUCCAAAAUCAUUUCGGGGUUAAGACCCAUUAUCAAAACGUGCAUUUGAGACUCAUGCAUAAAUGCACCGUACCCAACUGCGCCGCGUCCUUUCCUUCCAAAAGAAGCAGGGAUAGGCAUAGCGCCAAUGAAAAUUUACACGAAAAAAAGGCUGGGAUCAUCAAUAAAAUUGAUACAAAAGUCAUUUCAUUAAAUGUUUAGCGUUCUUAGGAGAAGAUAAUUAGUUGACUCUUGAACUUGAUUACCUUUUUUUAAUCUAUAGAGUUAAGUAAGUUAGCGCUCGUUUUAUCCGAUUAGUGCAAUUCGAUCCAAUUAAAAAAAAUAUGUCCAUAGAUUUUUAUAAAUCAUUACUUAUCCAAUUUUUUUUAAAAUUUAGCAUAAUUUUUUUAUAUAAGAAGCAUAAAAGUUUUAAAUCUAAGCACCCCACUGCCCUUACUACUACCAAAGCUGUCCAAUCCUAUCCAAAAUUUUAUAGUUAAUUAUUGGACCAAAUAAUACUAAUUGUAAUUUAACUUAUUUUUGUGAUUUAAAUAUUUGCAUUUAUUAUUAUUUUAUAUAUAAAUUUUUGUUGAAUAUUAUCAACUUUUUUUUAAAACAUAUUUUUAGAUUAUUUAGUGCCCAUUUUC